UUACUCUCGUUUUGUUCUCGCGAGAUCGCUGCGAGACUAGACAGUGCUGUGUUGGACAAAAUGGCGGAACGCAGGAAAAAGAAGCAGAGGGCCAGAGAAGCUGACUCUGAUGGUGUUUCUAAAGAGGAGACGGCCGUUGGUAAAUACCUGAGGUUCAACGUGCCGACCAAGAAAACCUCCAUCAUGAGGAACAAUGUGGAGUAUUUCACAGCCUCCAAAGCUGUGGACAGUCUGCUGGACUCCAAGUGGGCAGAGGGGAAGGGGAAAACUGAAGUGUUGUUCACUCAUCGGGAGUCUGCUGUCAACUACUGUCAGAGACUUCUGGAAAAGGGGAUGUUUUACCGAGCCAAGAAGAUGGUGAAGAAGGAAGAAAAGAAAAAGAAGGAGGAGAAGAAGACAGAGGAGAAGAAAGAAGGAAAGAAAGAAAAGACCAAGGAAAAGGAGAAAGAAAAGGAGGGAGAAAAAGAGAAGACAAAGGAGAAGCCAGAAGAAGAAGACACUGAAACAUCAGGAAAGAAGGAGGCAGUGGAGGAGCCUGCCAGUAGGGAGGAGGAGGGGGUAGAAGACACGCCCAGCGGUAAGAAAAAGAAGGAAGUUAAAAGGAAAAUGAAGUUGGAAUUCCAUGAGGAACAGAUCUUCUUGGAUGGAAAUGAGCUGUAUGUCUGGGUGUUUGAUCCCAUCCACCCCAAGACCUUUGCCCUGGGACUGGCUCUGGUUGUUGCUGCGGUCAUCGUGGUGUUGUUCCCGUUGUGGCCGUACGAGGCACGACAAGGCGUGUACUAUCUCAGCCUGGCCGCAGCAUUCUUCAUCGGAUUUAUCCUGUUCCUGGCUGUCGUUCGUCUGAUCCUGUUCUGCCUGAUCUGGGCGGGGACAGGAGGACAUCACCACUUCUGGUUCCUCCCCAACCUCACCGCUGACGUCGGCUUCCUGGACUCCUUCAGACCACUCUAACUGUACGAGUACAAGGGACCAGAUAAGGACAAGGGCAAGAAGGAAGACUCGGAAAAGGAAACAGAGCCACAGGGAGAGAGGGAGGAUGAACAUGUCGAAGAGGUGGAAAGAAAAGAAGAGGAAGAAACAACGGAAAAAGGAGAGGAGGAGGCUGAAUCUCCCAAAGACCAGGACGGAUCAGGGUCGGAAAAAGACGCUAACGAUGAGUCAGAAGAAGAUGAACCAGAGGGAAGUGAGGAAGAAGAAGCUUCAGAGAGUGAAGACCAAGACGUUGACGAACAAGGAGCAGAGGAGGAAGGGAAGGGGGGGUGGGAGGUGGAUACUGCCAAUGGUGAUAACGGGUUUGAAGUUAUAAAGAAGGAAGAGUUGGAAGUGGAGGGGUUAGGGACGAAGGGUCAGGGUGACGUCACACAAACACAGGACUGAACACACACGACUGGACACUCACCUUGUACAGUACACAUAGCUGGUAGGGUCUCAGCAUGUCAGCAAUACACGUGGAAUAUGAAAUAGGCAUGCUUGUUGCUUAUGUUCAGAUAUAAAACUAUUAAAGUGUGCUUUAGCAUACCUAUUUAAAACUUGGCCUAAAGUGGAAGAUUUAUUCCUCCCUGUGUCUGUUUGUAAAAUUUUCUCUAAUGUUUACUGACAGCUACAGGAACAAUUUAAGGUCUUACAUGUUAUUGGUUCGGAAGCUCCAUAAAGUAGUAGUUAUAAUUUGAUGUCUAAAUAGCUGGACAACAACAUAAUGUGUUGACAUGCAUAUGCACUACUAACUUAGAACCUCAAAAAUAUCAUUGCUUUUGGCAUUAGGAUAGAUGUUUUGUCAAAGACAUGCAAUUAACAGAAAAGGUAGAUUGCAUCUCAACACACACGACUCCAAAUUUUCUGCUGUUUUCUCGAUCCAUCUCCAUAAUUGCGCGGCUUUUGCACAUCUUAUGAUAGUUCACAUGUCUGAAUCAGAAUCUUAGAGUCCCUAAAAACAGGUCACUUUCAUUUCAUAAAUAUAAUGAUGCUGUCUUUCCAAACUAACCAUCCUGAUUUACUACAGGGUGCUUCUUUCCUGCAGAGCUUGACAAUGUUUUCAUUCCUAAGAAUGUUGCCAUAUACUUUCAUUUAUACUUCAAUUCGCCAUGUUCUGCUCUGUUCAUAUAUUGACAGAAUAUAUUUAUAACCUUGUAGUUGUUAUUGUUUACAAUGUAGUUUUAAACAGUGUGAUGAUGCCCAUGCUCUGUAACAUUACUUACAGAUGGUUGAGUGUUAACUUGCCAUAGCUUGGUUAAUAAUAACUAAUCUCAUGUACAGUUCAGCUGAGAUUACAUGAUAUUGUGUUACUUUGUAUUCAUAUAUAAGCAAAGGUAUUUAAUGAUUACAGCAAUAUUAAUGGCUACUGAAGUUCCUUGUAUGAAUGUUAUGAAGGAAAUGCCUUAUAGUUGCAUGUAUAGAAGUGUGGUUUAUCGUAUCUCUGUUCAAGGAAAAGUGAGAAUAAGAAACUGUUCUUUCUAAAUAUUAAAGAAACUAAAGUUCUACUACAUUCCAAUAUGGAUAGUGGAUAGGGGGUUCCCCUUGUGUAUUUUCCAACAGGCUAGUUACAAGGCAAGAAGCAUCUCAAUGUGUAUUGUUCGUAAGCUGAACCAUACCAUACCCCAUGGCAAUGUACAUUUUAUUGCAUAAAAUAUAGAAUGUAUUAUAUGAAAUAAAACUUCACCCAUUGUCUUCCAAUUAUGCUCUCAAAAUGCUGAAAACUUGCCAGGAAAAGGACAAAUAACUGAGAACUGUUCCAUUUGAAUACAAUGACUUUUAUUUUACUUCUAUUUAAUUCCUUGGAAGUAUAAGGGGAUGGGUUCUUGCAAAGUGUUAUUGUAGAAAAGUUGUGGGUUUGAAACAGUUGCUAGAAAGUAUCUUGUGAAAGAGAUGACAACUUGUGAACGAUGGUGUUCUGUUGUAUGUAGAUUACUGACAGUGUGAAAAGUUGAAGUCUAUAUGUUUCUUAAGAUUGUAGUCGGAAUGGCGAAAUGCCAUACUUGUAAAUAUCACUACAACAAUAGGUCUUGGAAGACAAUUUCUUUCAGAUAUGCCAUUUUUUUCUCGAUUUUUUACUCCUUUUGCUCAAAACAAUUGUCUCUACAUUUUCCCAUUUCCAUGUAUAAAUUUCCAGCUAUUCCAUUGGAAAGGAAAGUUAUAGAGGGGCUGUCAGGAAUGUUUCUUUCCAAGCAAUUCAUGAUUUUUUUUUUGUUUUUGACAGUUGUAAAAGAUACAAAAGGUAUAUACAGAAGUAAUUAGGUUAGAAGUUUUUCCUGACCCAGAAGUGGAACUAAACAGCCUCAAGUAGAUUCCUCCUUCAUUAGCUGGUGAAGGGCGGUUGUACUGGCUAUACAGAUAAGUGUAGUACUGUAUGAUGUACAUGUAAUAGAUGCAUCGCAUUGGUGCUAUCUUUUGCACAUUCCUAGAAUAUUUCUCUCAAAAUUUGUUGUCCAAAGACAAGCAGCUCUAUGCUUCAUCAAAAAAAAAAUGAACAGUUACAUGUACAUGUAUAGCAAAGAUAUUUUUCUUUUUCCUUGUCAUUGAAGUUGAUAUAUAUACUCCACUGCAUACAUGUAACAUUACAUGUAUGAGUAAAAGUUUUAAUUAUUAAAUCCUCUUCAUU
Messenger RNA from Branchiostoma belcheri (Belcher's lancelet), 3595 nucleotides. Its product is annotated as translocation protein SEC62-like. Lineage: Eukaryota; Metazoa; Chordata; Leptocardii; Amphioxiformes; Branchiostomatidae. Gene Ontology annotation, cellular component: endoplasmic reticulum membrane; endoplasmic reticulum. The record is from RefSeq and is a predicted model, not a curated record. Gene Ontology annotation, biological process: post-translational protein targeting to membrane, translocation.